Blastomyces gilchristii SLH14081 is the source of this 2515-nucleotide messenger RNA. RefSeq lists its product as uncharacterized. The transcript has a single exon. The coding region runs from base 358 to 1962 and encodes 534 amino acids. Lineage: Eukaryota; Fungi; Ascomycota; Eurotiomycetes; Onygenales; Ajellomycetaceae. The record is from RefSeq and is a predicted model, not a curated record.
AUCUCAAACACGCCCAACCAACAUUUCUCUCUCCAACAAAACAUCAACAAAUACAUAAAUAAUAAUAAGCCUCAGCAACAUAACAUGGAACAAGAGGCUUAAUCACCAGGAGAAAAACUCAUUAUAUUUGUUAAAUACCCUUAAAUAUCAUCUAGCUUAUAACUUGCAUUCAUUUUUUGUUAAACCCGCAAUUCCUAGUUCUUCCGGUUUAUUUAUUUGUUUAUUCAUAUCUGUUUUAUUCUAUCCGAACGAUUUGCGAACUUAGCCCCGCCUCUUUCUAUAUACACAUUUCAUUUCCCUGCAACCCAUAUUCCGCCCUACCAGAAAACAGGGCUCGUUUGAUCAGGAAAGGAAAUAAUGGCCUACCAAGGCGACCGGGUGUCCUAUCCAAACGCGGCCACUCGAGACCGAGACCCCUCCCGCUCCCCCUCCCUCUCGCCCACGCCAGCCAUCUCCUCUUGCCCUUCGCCCGACCGCACCUUUUCCACCAUAUCAACCGUCUCAUCCGUCUCCAAUUUCUCCGGCGAUGCAAAAUCAUCCGUGUCCACUUCCUCGCGCAGACGAGGAUACAUACGACCCCAGGGCGUGGAAUUCGCCGAAUCCGCAAAGAACCGCGAGAGCGUCAUGAGCCUAGGCAGCAUCGCGCAUUUGCAGUAUUAUUUUGCGAGAACGGGCUUGCUGGAUGGUAAAGGCGCGCAGUUUGCCAAGGCGAACCACAAGAAAAACGGUGAGCAGCAGAAGCAGGAAAUUCCCAAGCUGAUGCUGUCGCAGCAGCCGCAGCUGGGCGAGGAGUUUGUUGAGAGCCCCAUCGAGGAUAUGGGUGGCGGGUAUGAUGAGCUGGGAGAUGAAGAGUGGGAUGAGAAUGAGCCUAUCAUGUUGCCGCCGACUGUUAGCACAUACAGUAUCCGCAACCACUACAUACCUCCGCCUCCGGACUUGGAGUCGUUGAGGAGGGAGCUGCAAACUGCGUUGGCAAAGGCGCGGUUUGUGUUGACGGCGGCAAAGGAACAAUUGACUCCGCAAUUACUGUCGCCGACACCGAGAGAUCGCUCGCCAGAUGGCCUAUCGGAACCGGAGGAUGAGGCCACCACCUCGGAGACGCCUACGGCAGCCAAGUCCCCGCGGGGGUGGCACGAGAUUGAGGGCAUGCAUAUUUUGGAUGUGGUCACGCUUGCCAUCCGUGCUGCGAAGAUAUACUACACGGCGCAUGAGAAUCCGGAGCGAUUGGCGACCAUCAAAAGUGAGCGGAAGAUACGGGAGGAGUUACUGGAGAUUUUGGAAGUUUUGAAGAAGUGGGCUACAAGGAAUUUUGUAGGUGGGUUGAAGGAUGAGGAACGGGCGACUAUUCUCGCGUGGAUUACUGAGGUUGGUGAAAUGCUUGAUGAAGAGCGGAAGCUCGAGGAGAAAGAAAUGCAAAGGCGGUCGAGCUUCAUCUGGGCCAAUGGGGAAUGGGGUGGAAGAGAGCAUGAGCAAGCGGGAUCAUUUCUCCAGUGCCUGGAGACGAGCAAUCGACCAUUACCGGCCUGGGACUCUGCGGAGACGAAUCCACUCCCAACACCUCUCCUCGAGCGUCUAAAGGACGGCAGGGACCUGAUCAGAUUCCACAACGAGGCCGUCAAACUCUCGCACCGCCAAUUUGGCGAGAUUAAAUCGUACCAUGAAAAUGUUGCCAAACCAUAUCGGCUGGCUGAUAACUUGCGGUAUUGGAUCAAGGCGGCCGAAAUCCGGUGGGAGAUCAAGCUUGAGAUGGAUGUGAUGGCAGUGGUCAAUGGCGGGGACGACGAGGCAUGGAGAAAGUUUGACACGGCGCUGAUGACCUGGUGUAAGGGCGUUCGAGAGGAGCUGGUGCGCGAUUGGAAGGAGAAAGGCUCCCGUACUAUGACACAGCCCCUAGAAUCGACAUCCCCCGCGGACUCCGGGACGGCACCGGCCGUCCAAGGGCUUGGGAUUGACGCGUUGUAAUCAUAAUUAUGGUAGGCAGGCAAAUGUGCACAGGAGAGGCAAAAACGCGGCGUCAAAACUCUUUUCUCUCCCCGAUCUUUUGGUUUUAUAAUUUUUAUUAUUACUAUUUUGAUUUUUGAUUUUUUACGAGAUUCACGAUGUUUAACUGGUACCGCUUUGGCCUCCACAGGUGUCUUCUCAUUUGAUACCCUUUUCUUCUUCUUCUUCUUCGUUUAUAUAUAUACAUAUCAUAUGGUGUUUUGCUUCUCACGCGCUUAGCUGCUGCGACGCUGUCAGUUACUUGAUGCACACCACGUUUGAAUCAUUUACUGUCGCCGGCACCGACCCCUCCUCCUCUCCCAUCACAUUCCUGGGAAUCUCGGUUGUAUUUGUCUAUUGGAGUAGAACCCCUGCGGAAUCCCGCCUGUUAUAUAAUAUACAUACAUAGAUUGAGCGGACAAAUAUGUCCAUGAAAUGAUUUAACAUGACCGAUAUAUUGUUGCUCUGGAAUAUUGAAGCGUCGUUUUAUAUAUAAAUCUGGUUUCCGGAUGAAAAUAUGUAUCUGGAUAUAAAU